Neltuma alba is the source of this 3364-nucleotide messenger RNA. RefSeq lists its product as uncharacterized. NCBI's taxonomy places the organism in Eukaryota, Viridiplantae, Streptophyta, Magnoliopsida, Fabales, Fabaceae. The record is from RefSeq and is a predicted model, not a curated record. The transcript has 4 exons. Bases 646 to 2958 code for a protein of 770 amino acids.
UCCAAAAUUGAGAAAGAUAGAUCACUUGACAGGACGAAGCAGCAAAACCGUAUAAAUAUAGCCGUAUGUGGUGUGAUACGAGUAUUUGCUGUUUCCCUUCUCCGGUAUUUUCCUACCCAGAGGCAAAGGUGCGUUUGAUCCAAAACACCAAACCAGGAGCCGCUAUUUCUGUUUCUCUCUUCUCUCUUACUACCUCACUGGCUUGGUGUCCGUACGCUCGGUGUGCCACGAGUGACGCGGCCUCCUCCUGAUGAUAUCUCACUAGGAAGAGACCAACAAGGAAGAUCAGAAAAUCGCACAAACGAUCAGAGUUUAUUCGGGAAGGUGGGGAAAAUAUAUUUAACGAAGACUUGGAAAAAAAUGCAAAAGAUCCUUCUUUGGGCGGCUAUUGAUUUCCCAUUUGCUUCUUCUCAUCAUCUCAUGCCAUUUCUCUUAUAGAUCUCCACCCGUUUUAAACCCUCUGCUUCAGUUGUCUCUCUCUUCUUCCUGCACUGGAACAAAGCUUCAUCUUGGCAUGGAGGUUUGAGUUUCUCACACAAAAGGGAAGCUUCAGGCCUUCUUCUGGACUGCGGUAGCUUGACAAUGGUGGGUCGGGAUUGAUAUCUUGGGAUUACAAUUUUUCUGUUUAGUUUUGCACCUGGUGAAAUGGGUAGCUCGGGAGAGUCCAACACUAAUGGAAUCGAUGCGUCGGUGGGUGGCUUGGUUUGGGUCCGGCGCCGAAAUGGGUCUUGGUGGCCUGGCAGGAUAAUGGGUGUCGAUGAACUGUCUGAGGGUUGCUUGGUUUCGCCGAGAUCGGGUACUCCAGUUAAGCUGUUGGGUCGCGACGACGCAAGCGUGGAUUGGUAUAAUCUUGAAAAAUCAAAGCGUGUUAAAGCUUUCCGUUGUGGAGAAUAUGAUGAGUGCAUUGAGAAGGCAAAGGCUGCUGCUGCUAAUUCGAAUAAGAAAACUGUGAAGUAUGCUCGGAGGGAAGAUGCUAUUCUCCAUGCUCUUGAGAUAGAGAGCUCUCGCCUUGGUAAAGAACCAUUAAAAUUUUACUCAAGAGCAGACAAAUCGGCUAGGGAACAUGGUGAUUCGGCUGGAGCUUCACCAGUCACAUCUAAUUCCGGGGAUGACAAUGAGGAUGUGACUGAUGAUUUAAGUGAUUCUGAAGACAAUUCUAAUUCAGCUCCAGAGUUAUCUCAAUCUGGUAUAUCUUUUGAAGAGCCCAAUCACAACGGUUCCUCCAAGAUGCAAUCUGUUCAGGGAAGAAGAAGAACCCCUAAUGAUUCAGAAGAUGAUGGAACAGGAGUAAAGCGAAUGAGGGGACUUGAGGACCUUGGUAUUGGUGUAGCCUCAAAAAGAAAGGUCCAGGGAGCAGGGACAACUGUUGUUCAGCAAGAUAGUGCUUCUCCUAGCAACUUGCACACAGGAAAUUGCCUGGUCAAUGGAACUUCUGUGAAUGGGUUUAAGGGUAGUUCUUCAACUCUGAAAAGGAAGAGAUCGCAGGUGGCAAAUGUUCAUGAAUUCUUGAAAAGGAAAAACCGACGCCGGCCUUUGACAAAGGUUUUGGAGAGUACAGCCAUGGUAUCAGUUCCUGUUGUGUGUGAUCAGCUUCCUAGUUCAACCAAUUCUCCACUUUGUGGGAUAUCUGAUAGCAGAAUAUCAGGAUUAGAUUCCAGUGAGUCAAAGAAAAGCUCUCCGCAGGUAAUACAUAAUAUGAAUGGUACAAGAGUUGAAUGUGAGAAGGGGACUGCUUUAAAAGUUCAUGAGCAGGGUGACAAUGUCAAGGAGGGGGCUUCUGGUGUAUCAGAACUGAUCAGGAAUGAUUCUUCUGAUAAAUUAUUUGAUGUGCCAUUUGUUGGAGUUUUGGGGGAGGAAAAACAUACUCCAGGUUUCUCUCCCAUUCUUGGUUCUUGUUCAUCAGGAAAGCCUCAAGUUGCUAGGUUUGGACAACAAUCUUUUCAUGGUAGUCAAUCUGAUUCACGAUCGUUGCAAGAGGAUGGCCAGCACGAAUCUGAUCCUACUAGCCCCAAUGCUCACAAUACUAUUGGCCAUAGAGUUGAAAAAAGUAGUUCAAAGUGGCAGUCAAAAAGAAAGAGGAACUCUAGACAUAGAAGUAAACAUAGAAAGCAAGGCUCAAGAAAAUUUGUGGACAUGGAUAAUGAACCCACUGCUUAUUUGGGAGGUCUUGAGAAGCCAGAUGGGUUUUCUCGGGUUGCUGGUUCUAAAGCUGAAUUAAAUGUCUCAAGUGUACCUGCUGCUUCAUACAAUUGCGCCUCUCAGGCUAAGUGCAAACCAGUUGCUGAAAGUCAUGUUGAUGCAUUUCAUGACAUGAGCAAGCAUACAAGGGGGAUAACAACUGGGGCGAAGUUGAUUCCUGAUGGAUCACUCAUGACUCAAAGAUCACUUCCUUAUCGCCAAUCCCGCUUUACUGUCAAUUCAAGAUAUCAAACAGUGGAUUUCCCUGGUAGAAAUUAUUUUUCUGAUGCUUCAUUAUAUGAAGUUAAAAUUGAGGUUAAAGCCAGUUAUAGGCCACAACAUGUACCUCUGGUUUCUCUCAUGAGUAAACUGAAUGGUAAAGCGAUUGUUGGGCACCCUCUUACAGUCGAGACUUUCGGUGAUGGUCAGUGUGAUGAAUUACUGUAUGGCAUCAGAUGUGUCUCUGGAGUUGGUGACAUUUAUUGUGCUGCUAAGCCAAACACAGUGACAGGAAUAAUUCAUCCCAAGAAUUCUCCUCGUUUUUCACCUGGAAAAUCUUCCAGAUCGAAAAAAUCCGGGCUGUUGUCCAAAAAGAUCAGGAAAUUGUCAUCACUAACCGGUCACAGGCAAUCUGAUGAGGAUCGAAAACCUUUGGUGGAUAAGCCAAGGGGUCCUGUUAUAGCAUGUAUACCCCUGAAAGUGGUUUUUAGUAGGAUAAAUGAGGCAGUGAAUGGUCAAGCCCGGUCAACACACCGUGUGUUACCAACAUCCAACCCUUGAUUUGACUCGAGUGUGGAAAGAGGUUGCAGAGAAUGGAUUGUAUGGAGAACUGGUUCCAUUCGUAAUUAGAGAAAUUUUCUACUUAUUUUAACAAUGCACAGUUUGCAGCAGCACUUAACUCUGCCAUGAAGGUGAAAUCUUUUGUACAAUUUGAGGAUAUUUCCGUGUAGACCUGAUAGGGUUUAAAUCAUCUGAGGCUUCUUUUGGCAAUGUAUAUAAUGUAACAUUAGCUGAGGUGUAAAGAUGAUCAAGUAUUAGGUAUUGGUGACCUGAUAUUAGGUUCUCUUUUUAGUUUUAGCUGUUCAGGAAGCUCAAAUAACUUUGACAAUUCAUAUUGUACUCGGAUCCUAAACUUUAUCACUUCAAAUUUUACAACUGAAAUGAACUUGUGGGAGCUUCUGGAUCA